AUGGCGGUCAACGGCACGAACGGUACCACCAAUGGCACCAACGGCACCAACGGCACCAAGAAGACCAACGGUCACAGUGUAACCAACGGGGCUAGAGCAUACCAUGCCGCUUCCACCCAGGAGGCCAUCCAAGCCGAGAAGGACUUCGCCGCCCACAACUACCAUCCUCUCCCCGUCGUCUUCGCUCGGGCUCAGGGCACCUCGGUCUGGGAUCCCGAGGGUCGUCACUAUCUUGACUUCCUGUCCGCAUACUCGGCUGUCAACCAAGGCCACUGCCACCCCAAGCUGGUGGCCGCUCUCGUCGACCAGGCGUCGCGGGUGACUCUGAGCUCUCGUGCCUUCUAUAACGAUGUCUUCCCACGCUUCGCUCAGUUCGUUACUGAGUACUUCGGCUUCGACAUGGUUCUGCCCAUGAACACUGGCGCAGAGGCGGUCGAGACCGGUAUUAAGAUCGCUCGUAAGUGGGGAUACAAGGUCAAGGGUAUCCCAGAGAACAAGGCGGUCGUCCUGAGUGCGGAGAACAACUUCCACGGACGUACGUUCGCGGCCAUCUCCCUGUCAUCUGACCCCGAGUCGCGUGAAAACUAUGGCCCUUACCUGCCCGGUAUCGGCUGCACCAUUCCGGGAACCGACAAGCCCAUCGCAUACAACGACAAAGCUGCUCUGCGGGAGGCCUUUGAGAAGGCGGGUCCCAACCUGGCAGCCUUCCUGGUCGAACCCAUUCAGGGUGAAGCCGGUAUCGUCGUUCCGGACGAGGACUAUCUGCAGGAGGCACGUGCGCUGUGUGAUAAGUAUAACGUCCUUCUGAUCUGUGACGAAAUUCAGACCGGUAUCGCUCGGACCGGUAAGCUGCUCUGCCACGAAUGGAGUGGCAUCAAGCCCGACCUGGUCCUGCUGGGCAAGGCCAUCUCGGGCGGCAUGUAUCCCGUGUCGUGCGUGUUGGGUCGUAAGGAUGUCAUGCUUACCAUCGAGCCCGGUACUCACGGAUCGACCUACGGCGGCAACCCCUUGGGCUGCGCGGUGGCCAUUCGGGCUCUGGAAGUGGUUCAGGAGGAGCAGAUGGUCGAGAGAGCCGAGAAACUUGGUCAUGUCUUCCGCGAUGGUUUGAAGGCCAUCAAGAGCCCGAUCAUCCAGACCGUGCGCGGUAAGGGUCUGCUCAACGCCAUUGUCAUUGACGAGUCCAAGACCAACGGACACUCGGCGUGGGAUCUCUGUAUGUUGAUGAAGGAGAAGGGCCUCUUGGCCAAGCCAACCCAUGAGAACAUCAUUCGUCUCGCUCCACCCCUCGUGAUCACCGAUAAUGAGAUCAAGAAAUCCCUGGAGAUCAUCGCGGAGGCCGUGUCGGAGCUUCCCCACCUGAAGGGUGCCGCCGAGGAGCAGGUGAUCCCUCCCCCGGAGAAGAAGGUCAAGAUCAGUGUUGAGAACUAG
Molecule: messenger RNA, 1428 nt
Organism: Aspergillus alliaceus
Lineage: Eukaryota; Fungi; Ascomycota; Eurotiomycetes; Eurotiales; Aspergillaceae
Gene: car2
Product: ornithine-oxo-acid transaminase
Exons: 3
Coding region: 1-1428 (475 amino acids)
Cellular component (GO): cytoplasm
Molecular function (GO): pyridoxal phosphate binding; identical protein binding; L-ornithine transaminase activity
Source: RefSeq, a predicted model, not a curated record